AUGGACCAAUACGUGAAUGCUCUGGUUGCCCAUGUAAAUGCGAGCAGUGCUCCGCCAGGGAACGCUAGCAUAGCUGUCUCGUCUUUUAAUCAGGCACACGAGGUGAUACGACGGAUGAAAGGCAUCGGUGCUGAGCCCGAUAACAGCCUGAUAUCAUGCUCCGCAUGGCGCCGCCUUCAGGAAUUAUACGAACGCUGCGGUUCUGAAAGCAUUCUGAAGCUUUUUGAAAAUGAUCCGCAGCGGUUCAAGCGGUAUUCGGUGGAGGUGGACCUGAAGAGCAUGGACAAAAACUUUUUCCUUUUGGAUUACUCAAAAACACAUAUCAAUGAUGAAAUGAGGGAUGCACUUUUUGCACUCGUUGAGGAGCGCGGUGUUCGGGCAUAUAUGCGAGCAUUGUUCAACGGUGAAAGUGUAAACACAACCGAGAAUCGCGCUGUACUUCAUAUUGCCUUGCGCAAUCGCAGCAAUCGCUCUAUUAUGGUGGAUGGGCAGGAUGUGAUGCCCGCUGUGAACCACGUGCUUCAACAGAUGAAGGACUUCUCAGACAAGGUGAGGAGCGGCGCGUGGAAGGGCCAUACCGGCAAGUGUAUCCGUCAUGUUGUGAACAUCGGGAUUGGAGGGAGUGACCUUGGACCUGUGAUGGCUACGGAGGCCUUGAGACCCUUCUCUCAGAGAAAUAUAUCAAUGCACUUUGUCUCCAACGUCGAUGCAACACACUUGGCAGAGGUCUUGAAGGUGGUUGAUCUUGAAGCAACGCUUUUCAUCGUUGCAAGCAAGACAUUUACCACACAAGAGACCCUUACCAAUGCUAUUUCCGCACGAAAUGCAUUACUGACCUUUCUGAAUUCUCGUGGCAUAAGUGAAAACGGUGCCGUUGCCAAGCAUUUUGUUGCACUUUCAACCAAUACAUGGAAGGUUAAGGAGUUCGGUAUUGAUGAAGACAACAUGUUUCAAUUCUGGGACUGGGUUGGUGGCCGGUAUUCGCUGUGGUCGGCCAUCGGCUUGCCUUUAAUGAUAUCUAUUGGAUACGACAAUUUUGUGGAGAUGCUGACUGGUGCUCACAUCAUUGACGAACACUUCAUCAAUGCGCCAACAAGCCAGAACUUGCCCAUCAUUCUUGCCCUGGUUGGAGUUUUGUACAACAACUUCUUUGGUGCCGAGACUCAGGCAGUUCUACCAUAUGAUCAGUACCUUUGGAGGCUGCCAGCAUAUCUUCAACAGCUUGACAUGGAAAGUAAUGGUAAGGGUGCUACCAAGAAUGGACAUGUGGUGUCAACUCAGACUGGUCCUAUAAUAUUCGGUGAGGCUGGUACAAAUGGCCAACACGCCUUUUAUCAGCUCAUUCACCAAGGUACCAAGUUGAUUCCAUGUGAUUUCAUUGGUGCUGUUCACAGCCAAAAUCGCAUUGGGGAUCAUCAUCGCAUCCUGAUGAGCAACUACUUUGCACAGACGGAGGCGCUGAUGGUUGGAAAGAGCCCUGAGGAAGUGCGAAAGGAGCUGACUGCUGCUGGGGGGAAAUCGGAAGAGGAAAUUCACGCACUCCUUCCUCAUAAGACAUUCACCGGAGGACGCCCCAGCAACUCUUUGCUGGUCAAUGCCCUCACUCCGCGUGCAUUGGGAGCUAUCAUCGCUGCGUACGAGCACAAGGUCCUUGUACAAGGAGCCAUCUGGGGUGUUAACAGCUACGACCAGUGGGGUGUUGAAUUAGGCAAAGUACUCGCCAAGUCAAUUCUUCCCCAGCUCAAGACUGGAUCCAAGGUGAAUAACCAUGAUUCAUCAACAAACGGUCUUAUCAAUUUGUUCAAUGAGCGCUCUCGUCUUUAA
Trypanosoma grayi is the source of this 1824-nucleotide messenger RNA. Its product is annotated as glucose-6-phosphate isomerase, glycosomal. Gene Ontology annotation, molecular function: glucose-6-phosphate isomerase activity; carbohydrate derivative binding; monosaccharide binding. The record is from RefSeq and is a predicted model, not a curated record. Gene Ontology annotation, biological process: glucose 6-phosphate metabolic process; gluconeogenesis; glycolytic process. Gene Ontology annotation, cellular component: cytosol. Bases 1 to 1824 code for a protein of 607 amino acids. The transcript has a single exon. NCBI's taxonomy places the organism in Eukaryota, Euglenozoa, Kinetoplastea, Trypanosomatida, Trypanosomatidae.